ACCGUGCGCAUGCGCAGACUGCCUUGGCGUGUCACGCGUGUGGAGGAGGUGCGGUGACAGAUCUGUAAUCCUUCCACGGAACCGGCAGAAACUGUGGUUUAAUUCCCUCUCGGUACCAUGUCGUGGCUGUUUGGACUGAACAGGGGCCAGCCCGAACCUCCCCCCGGUUUGCCGGCCCAGCCUCCGCCUCCUCCUCCGCCGGCUGGAGGCGCCGGCGGAGGAGGAGAUAAACCCAAGGACAAAUGGAGCAACUUCGAUCCCACCGGGCUGGAGCGGGCUGCCCAGGCGGCCAAGGAGCUCGACAAGUCCCGACAUGCCAAAGAAGCUCUGGACCUGGCCCGGAUGCAGGAGCAGAGCACUCAGAUGGAGCACCAGAGCAAAAUAAAGGAGUACGAAGCAGCAGUCGAGCAGCUGAAAGGUGACCAGAUCCGCAUCCAGGCUGAGGAGAGGAGGAAGACCCUGAAUGAGGAGACCAAACAGCAUCAAGCGAGAGCCCAGUACCAGGAUAAGCUGGCCAGGCAGCGAUAUGAGGAGCAGCUGAGGCAACAGCAAGUCCUAAAUGAGGAAAACCUUCGCAAACAAGAGGAAUCCGUGCAGAAACAGGAGGCUAUGAGGAAAGCAACAAUCGAACACGAGAUGGAGCUGAGACACAAGAACGAGCUCAUGCGCAUAGAGGCAGAGGCUAAAGCUCGAGCCCGCGUGGAGCGGGAAAACGCGGAUAUCAUCCGCGAGCAGAUCCGACUGAAGGCAGCCGAGCACCGGCAGACCGUCCUGGAGUCCAUAAAGACUGCCGGCGCUGUAUUUGGAGAAGGAUUCAGGGCCUUCGUGUCUGACUGGGACAAAGUUACUGCCACGGUGGCAGGGCUAACCCUAUUAGCUGUAGGAGUGUAUUCAGCCCGAAACGCAACAGGAGUGGCGGGACGCUACAUUGAGGCCAGGCUUGGAAAACCGUCUCUGGUGCGGGAGACGUCCAGAUUCACCGUGGGGGAAGCCAUCAAGCAUCCGGUCAAGACGGUGAAGCGUCUGAAGAGUAAACCUCAGGAUGCUCUUGAGGGAGUUGUGCUCAAUCCUUCCUUGGAGGAACGUGUGCGUGACAUUGCGAUCGCAACGAGGAACACGAGGCAGAACAACGGCCUGUACAGGAACAUCCUCAUGUACGGCCCUCCUGGGACGGGAAAAACCCUGUUUGCUAAGAAGCUGGCAGUGCAUUCUGGGAUGGAUUACGCUAUAAUGACCGGCGGUGAUGUGGCACCCAUGGGUCGGGACGGUGUGACCGCUAUGCACAAAGUUUUUGACUGGGCCAACACAAGCAGACGCGGGCUGCUGCUUUUCGUUGACGAAGCUGAUGCAUUCCUUCGCAAAAGAGCUACUGAGAAGAUCAGUGAAGACCUCAGGGCCACUUUGAAUGCGUUCUUGUACCGCACAGGAGAGCAGAGCAACAAGUUCAUGUUGGUGUUGGCCAGUAACCAGCCCGAGCAGUUCGACUGGGCCAUCAACGACCGAAUAGAUGAAAUAGUGAAUUUCGCUCUGCCCGGUCUCGAGGAGAGGGAGCGUCUCGUACGGUUGUACUUUGACAAAUAUGUGCUAGAGCCGGCCACUGGAGGGCGCCAGAGGCUGAAGCUCGCACAGUUUGAUUACGGCAAAAAGUGUUCAGAGAUCGCCACGAGAACGGAGGGCAUGUCAGGAAGAGAGAUCUCCAAGCUGGGUGUGGCUUGGCAGGCUGCAGCGUACUCCUCUGAGGAUGGUGUCUUGACAGAAGCCAUGAUUGACGCUCGGGUCGAUGACGCCAUCAAGCAGCACCAUCAGAAGAUGGACUGGCUUCGUGCAGAGGAGGAGGCAGCCAAGAGCCUAACGCCUCCUCCUGCUGGGGCGGGAGCUUUCGGAGGAAAAAUGGGUUUCACUCUCCCCCUGAAGGAGACGCCUCAUGCCCAGGAGGUGAUUGCUCCAAUCUUUGAAAUAAACGCACAACCAGAAUCGGCAGAGGGCAAGCCUGCCGACCCAGUGAUACAAGACUGUGCCAAUGUUGCUAAACCAGAAGCCAAGACCACAGAUAAAGGUUCAACUGAACCUGAGAGUGAAAGCAAACCAGGAAAACAGGAGAAGACUGGUUCCUCUGCUCCAAAGGAUGGGACUCCAGUCUGAGUUAUAACAGGGCUGUCAGGAUUGGAAAGAUUAGUGUUCUGCCUUCUUAACUAACUGGUCUGGACGUUCAUGUAAAAGCUAGUUGGACUGUCCACAUGACACAAGAUUAGUUAACAGCUGGGAGAGAUAGUUAAAUUUUAAUACCACAACUGUUGCCUGAAUCUUUCAAUUUCAUAUAAAAUGUAUACAAUAUGAACAUGUAGAUUACGUAGAAACAAGACAAUGUGUCUGUCAUUACACUAUUAUAAAUGUUGUGCAAAGUCAGGUUUCUCUGUAAAAAUGAUUAAAAUCUUUUUCUAACAAGAAA
Messenger RNA from Girardinichthys multiradiatus, 2449 nucleotides. It is a transcript of the gene atad3, whose product is annotated as ATPase family AAA domain containing 3. The transcript is spliced from 16 exons. Lineage: Eukaryota; Metazoa; Chordata; Actinopteri; Cyprinodontiformes; Goodeidae. The record is from RefSeq and is a predicted model, not a curated record. Gene Ontology annotation, molecular function: zinc ion binding; ATP hydrolysis activity; ATP binding. The coding region runs from base 118 to 2142 and encodes 674 amino acids. Gene Ontology annotation, cellular component: mitochondrion. Gene Ontology annotation, biological process: mitochondrion organization.